Parastagonospora nodorum SN15 is the source of this 216-nucleotide messenger RNA. RefSeq lists its product as hypothetical. The transcript has 3 exons. The record is from RefSeq and is a predicted model, not a curated record. Bases 1 to 216 code for a protein of 71 amino acids. NCBI's taxonomy places the organism in Eukaryota, Fungi, Ascomycota, Dothideomycetes, Pleosporales, Phaeosphaeriaceae.
AUGGCUGCUGAUGUUUUGCGACGCAGAACAGAGGCCGUGAGGAACAGGAGUCGCGAAGAUGCGGAGAAGGGCGCGUUCGAUAAGGAGGCACGCGACAGGAGUACUGGGUUGUUCAGAGUAAUCGCACCGACUGUCAGCAAUGUCUGUGCUUCGCAAGCUCCCGGGACUACGACGAUCAUGGCGUCCACGUCAUCGGUGCACGGUAUUUGGAAAUAG